Molecule: messenger RNA, 2647 nt
Organism: Catharus ustulatus (Swainson's thrush)
Lineage: Eukaryota; Metazoa; Chordata; Aves; Passeriformes; Turdidae
Gene: CASD1
Product: CAS1 domain containing 1
Exons: 18
Coding region: 93-2489 (798 amino acids)
Cellular component (GO): Golgi membrane
Molecular function (GO): N-acetylneuraminate 9-O-acetyltransferase activity
Source: RefSeq, a predicted model, not a curated record
GGCGGGGUCCGCGUUGGCCGCCGGCGGGGACCCAGUGCUGCCCCGCCGCGCCCGCCCGCCCCAUCGCACGCUGUUGUCAUGGAGGAGCCAAGAUGGCGGCGCUGGCCUACACCGGGGGCAAGCGGGAGAUCAACUACUACUUCAGCGUGAGGAGCGCCAAGGCGCUGGCGCUGGGCGCCGUCCUGCUCCUCACCGCCUGCCACGCCGCCUCCCGCCGCUACCGAGGUGGUGAUACAUGUGAGUACCUUCUGUCCAGUGGGAGAUUUCUUGGAGAAAAAGUAUGGCAACCUCACAGUUGUAUGAUGCAUAAGUAUAAAAAUAGUGAAGCAAAAGAUUGCCUCAUAGACAAGCAUGUUGUGUUUAUAGGAGAUUCUAGAAUUCGACAACUGUUCUAUUCAUUCAUAAAACUGAUAAAUCCUCAAGUCAAAGAAGAGGGAAUUAAGCAUGGAAAUAUCCCAUUUGAAGAUAAAUCUGCUUCAAUUAAAGUGGACUUUCUGUGGUAUCCAGAAGUUAAUGGCUCUAUGAGGCAACGUAUCAAAUCUUGGACUGAGGGUUCUGUGGCAAAACCUCAUAUAAUUGUAGUAGGAGCUGCCACGUGGUCUAUCAAGAUUCACAAUGGCAGCAACGAAGCCCUUGCACAAUAUAAAAUCAAUAUCACUUCAAUUGCACCUCUUUUGGAAAAAUUAGCAAUAAGUAGUGAUGUUUACUGGGUCUUACAAGAUCCUGUUUAUGAAGAUAUGCUGAGUGAAAGUCGGAAAAUGAUCACUAAUGAGAAAAUAGAUGCUUAUAAUGAAGCAGCUGUUCGUAUUCUGAACAGCAGCUCCCGAAAUUCCAAAGCUAAAGUUAAAGUGUUCAGUGUGUCAAAAUUGAUAGCACAAGAAACUAUCAUGAAGUCUGUGGAUGGCCUGCAUCUCCCUGAAUCAAGCAGAGAUACAAAUGCAAUGAUUCUUAUGAAUGUCUACUGCAAUAAAAUACUGAAACCCAUUGAUGGCUCCUGCUGCCAGCCUCAGCCUCCGCUCACUCUGAUACAGAAGAUAGCUUUCUGUUUUUUUACUUUGUCCAUUAUUGGAUAUUUAAUUAUCAGCUUAAUUCAUCGGAAUAAUUAUCGAAAGAACAAAUCAUGCACUGAUUUGGAAAGCGGAGAGGAGAAGAAACCUGCCAUCAGCACACCUAAUGUUUCUACUUUGGAGAUGCUCUUACACUGCUUUUGCAAACUUGGUCUAAUCAUGACCUAUUUUUAUCUGUGUGACAGAGCAAAUCUUUUCAUGAAGGAAAAUAAAUUUUACACACAUUCAUCUUUCUUCAUACCAAUCGUCUAUAUCUUGGUUUUGGGGGUAUUUUAUACUGAAAAUACCAAAGAGACUAAAGUGUUAAAUAGAGAACAGACUGAUGAAUGGAAGGGCUGGAUGCAACUUGUUAUUUUGGUUUAUCAUAUCUCUGGAGCGAGCACUUUUUUGCCUGUGUACAUGCACAUUCGAGUUCUGGUUGCUGCAUAUCUGUUUCAAACAGGUUAUGGGCACUUCUCAUAUUUUUGGAUAAAAGGGGACUUUGGUGUAUACAGAGUGUGUCAGGUUUUAUUUCGUCUCAAUUUCUUGGUUGUAGUACUGUGCAUAGUGAUGGAUCGACCUUACCAGUUCUACUAUUUUGUGCCAUUAGUCUCUGUCUGGUUUAUGAUCAUUUAUGCCACCUUAGCUGUAUGGCCUCAGAUUGUCCAGAAGAAAGCAAAUGGGAACUGCCUAUGGCACUUUGGUUUACUGCUGAAACUGAUUUGCUUACUGACAUGUAUAUAUUUUCUGUCAUAUUCUCAGGGUACAUUUGAGAAGAUAUUUUCGUUUUGGCCAUUGUCCAAGUGUUUUGAACUGAAUGGGAAUGUCUAUGAAUGGUGGUUUAGGUGGAAGCUGGAUCGCUAUGUGGUUUUUCAUGGGAUGCUCUUUGCUUUUAUUUAUCUGGCAUUGCAGAAACAUCAGAUGAUAUCAGAAGGAAAAGGAGAUCCUCUUUUCUCCAACAGAGUUUCAAAUGUUUUAUUAUUUAUUUCAAUUGUGUCUUUUUUGACCUACUCUAUUUGGGCUAGUAGCUGUAAAAACAAGACGGAGUGCAAUGAGCUACAUCCUUCUGUUUCUGUGGUGCAGAUUUUAGCUUUCAUCCUCAUCAGGAACAUUCCCGGAUAUGUCCGAUCUGUGUAUAGCUCAUUCUUCGCCUGGUUUGGCAAAAUUUCUUUAGAGCUUUUCAUUUGCCAAUACCAUAUUUGGCUGGCAGCAGACACAAAGGGGAUUUUGGUGCUCAUUCCUGGAUAUCCGAUGUUUAAUGUUCUUGUCAGCACUUUCAUAUUUGUGUGCGUGGCACAUGAGAUUUCUCAGAUCACUAAUGAUCUAGCACAGAUUGUGGUUCCUAAAGAUAACUCAACUCUGCUGAAGAGGUUGCUAUGCAUAGCUGGAUUUUUUUCUGGACUACACUUCUUCUCAGCAAUGCAAGAUCAGUCAAGGCAUUAACUUAGAAACUUUCUUCAGGUUUACUUUGUGUCUGCCUGAACAAAAAUUCUCAACUGGAGGUACAAGAAGACAUUUAAAUUAAGCGUGUGGAAAAUGUAUAUAGUGGAAAUGUACAUAUUUUGUGUGGAAAUAGCCUUCUCAAAUAAUCUGAGAAACAA